AUGCAGGAUGCAUCCAGUGCCCGGCGGGUCCAGAACGUGAACCGCAUCCAGACCCGGACGAAUCCGUGUAACAUCUGCAGAUUAAGGCAUCUGAAAUGUGAUUCCAACCGUUCGACCUGCUCCAACUGUCGCAAUUCCGGCGUCGAAUGUACGCGCGGUUAUUCUGUUCGCUUCAGACACACGCUAAACCCCAGUGUCAAACCAGAAAGAGGGACGGGAGCCGCCAAGAGCGAGUACAAUUUCGCCGAGAAUCAGACCUGGGUCCGGACUUGGAACCGAUCCUUCAGUUUUGUCGAUGAGACGGAAGAUGUAGUAAACAUCCACGCCUCCGGCCUUGGACCAAAUGGCGAAGGUGAUGGACAGCCCUAUUCCUAUCACGGAGCACCACGUCAAACCAACUCGCCGCCGGACUACCUAGCACUGUUGUCGGCGCCUUCCUCGCCGGGCCCGGAUUUGACUUCCCGAACUUCGGAUCCCACUUCCCGGGCGCCGGGACUGACGGGCCGGGCCUCACAUGGUGACUUGUACGGGGCGGAUAGGAGGCGCGCACGCCAACCACGGUCAAGACGAUUGACAAACUCGACCACAUCCGAUGCGCUCAAUCACUCGCCAAAAGUGCAAAACCAUGGUGGUGCAUCGACCCCGAGUGCGCACACCGGAACCUCUUCCAUAGUCAUACCAUGGGAACGACUAGAUCUGGGCACAGAAAUCACGGAAGAUUUUCCCAACAUUUAUCUCGCGCUCGAGCCUAUCGAGCCGAACUUCGACGACGCCCUUGCUCCCCAUGACCGAACCUACGUAGAGACGCCCCUGUGGCCUCUGCGGGACCGUCAAGAAGCGUUCUUGUACCGAUAUUUUGUCGACAGUCUGGCACCUUUGUUCGACUUGUGCGAUAGCGACAAACACUUUGCGAGAGUCGUGCCGAAGCGGGCAGUGUAUUGCCCGACGUUGCUGAACGCCAUGUUUUCGGCAUCUGCGAAGCGCCUGAGCCGUACAAUGGGCGUCGAUGCGGUUAUUGCAGAUAGAUACCACCAGAGGUGCCUUCGGUCGUUGAUCCCGGCUUUGUCGUCCUCCACGGCAGUGGUUGACGAUAACUUGCUCGCGGCUGUCGUAAUUCUCCGUUUCACCGAGGAAGUCGACAUUGGUUCCAUGACGCUCGAAUCCCAUUUGAUGGGGACCAGAAUCUUGCUGGCUGCCCAAGCAAAUGCCGCUGACUUUAGUAGUUUGCGACUCUCGGCAUUUUGGCUAGCGUUACGUCAAGAGAUUUACAUGGCGUUUGUCCAUACCCGGCCUGUACAUCCGAACUUCUUCCCCAGCAUCCGAAGGAUCCUGGAACGAAACAACGCGGACGAUGUUGCGGCAGAUUGCUUCUACGCCAACAAGGCCAUCGGUACCUGCGCGGCGUGCCUCAGCCACUGCUACGGCCAAGAGAAUCAUCAUGGGCGGACAUACGCGGAGCUGAAGCAGGACCUGGAUGACUGGUGGAAAGAGAAGCCGUGGUACUUUGAACCCAUGUGGGCGAACCAAGAAUCCGGUUUCUUGCCGGAAGAGCAGUACAUUACCGAUGCUGCUGUGACUGGGCUGCAACACUAUCACUUGUCGAGGAUGUUGCUGAUUGCACAUAACCCGAAAGUCCCGAGACUCGGAACCGCAUUCCGCGCGAUGGAGGAGGAGUUGAAACAGACCGUAAGGGUGAUUUGUGGUCUUGCAGUGGCGAAUGAAAGAACGGCUCCUGCAUAUGUAAAUGCUUGUUUGGCCAUAGCAAUGGCAGGCGACCGUUUUACCGACCGAAAAGAACAGGAAGUGUUGUACAGAAUUCUUUUGAAAACAGAUAGAAGACUUGGGUGGCCGACUCAUGCAGCACGAGCUCAGCUCAGAGAAGCUUGGGGGUGGGAAGGCGACUCCCCCUCCCCUCCGUCCAUGCCUAUCGCCGGCAUGCUAAACGCUAAUGCCCGUUCACGCGAGGCAGAGAGCUCACGAACUCAAAGCUGA
This is a messenger RNA of Colletotrichum truncatum, 1992 nucleotides long. The record is from RefSeq and is a predicted model, not a curated record. Lineage: Eukaryota; Fungi; Ascomycota; Sordariomycetes; Glomerellales; Glomerellaceae.